AUGAAGUUCAACAGUUUUCUUGCAGGCUUAACAUCACUUUCCUUAUUUGCACACACAAUUGCAGCUCCAGCAAAGAGAGAUAAUUCCGGUGGUGGUGAUGAUGACGAUGUUGUUGUUGUGACUCUCCAAACAACUGUGCUGGACAUACACACUAAUACCCAUAUUGUCAAUGCCCCAACAUCAACAUACACCAACUACAUUGUCAGUGCAAGUACCAAAACUGUGACCCAUUACACUGCAACCGUUACAUCUACAAUCUGGGGUACAGCACACACAUACACCACAGUUGCCACCACUCCUAUUUCAGCUGCUGACGUUUCGCCGAUCAGUGAAAAUGAAGUUCAAUCAGCCACUGUACAACAGCAACAAGCACAAGCACAAGCACUGACGAGCUCAACACCGACUGCAGGGACAACAGGUGCACAACAAAAUACAGCCAAGCCUCCUUCAUCAUCGUCAUCUACAGUACAAACCAUUGCUGGUGCUACUACUGGUGCUAGCGCUGGUGCUGCUGGUGCUGCAUCAUCGCCAUCUUCGUCGUCUUCCUCCUCCGUUGCAACUUCUGCUGCUCCAGGAGCUGGAUCGUCAACCCAAUUGGUCAAGCCUUCCAGUGCUCAAUUGGUUCCCGAGACGUCUGCAGAUUCUCUGUCUGACGGCCCAACAAUCACUGCUACUGCUAUCCCAAGUAGCACAGAUUCAUGGAUCAUUGAGAAUGUGACCACUGUUACUUCAAGUGGUGUUUGCUACAUAAACUACGAUUAUUACUAUGACGACGAAACUGAUGCCGAGGAAACGGUGACGCUGACUUCGACUUCGUACACCACUGUUACUCUCAGCUAA
This is a messenger RNA of Lodderomyces theae, 840 nucleotides long. It is a transcript of the gene FGR41, whose product is annotated as Fgr41p. The record is from RefSeq and is a predicted model, not a curated record. The coding region runs from base 1 to 840 and encodes 279 amino acids. The transcript has a single exon. NCBI's taxonomy places the organism in Eukaryota, Fungi, Ascomycota, Pichiomycetes, Serinales, Debaryomycetaceae.